AUGUCUAAAAUUAGUACAUUAGCCGUUGCUGCAGCAUUAGUGGCCGGUGCAGCCGCCACAUCCGCGACCACCACUUUAUCCCCUUAUGACGAAAGGGUCAAUUUGAUUGAAUUGGCUGUUUACGUUUCUGAUAUUGGUGCCCAUUUAUCUGAAUAUUACGCUUUCCAGGCCUUGCACAAGACUGAAACAUACCCACCUGAAAUUGCCAAGGCAGUUUUUGCCGGUGGCGAUUUCACCACUAUGUUAACCGGUAUUUCAGGUGAUGAAGUUACCAGAAUGAUCACUGGUGUACCAUGGUACUCCACCAGAUUAAUGGGUGCUAUUUCUGAAGCACUUGCAAAUGCGGGUAUUGCAACUGCAGUACCAACUUCUACCUCAGAAACUUCUGCUACCUCCACCUCAGAAGCUUCUAGUGCCGUCACUGAGACUUCUAGCUCCUCUGCUAGUUCAGUUGAGACCAGCUCGAAGGCCACUUCCACCCAAGCUACUGUUUCAUCUGCAGAAUCUAGUUCUGUAGCAAGCUCUGCUGAAAGCUCUGUUGUAAGCUCUGCUAGUUUUGCUAACACCACAGCUCCAGUUUCUUCUACAGCUUCCGUUUCAGUCACUCCAGUAGUCCAAAAUGGUACUGACAGCACUGUCACUAAGACUCAAGCUUCUACCGUUGAAACAACCAUAACUAGUUGUUCAAAAGGUGUCUGUUCAACUUUGACUACACCAGUUUCCUCCAAAGCUCAAUCUACCGCCACUUCCGUCGCUUCAUCAGCAUCUCAUGUUAUUGACGUUACCACUAACGGUGCCCACAAGUUCAAUAACGGUGCUUUUGGUGCCGCUGCUAUUGCUGGUGUCGCUGCUUUGUUGUUAUAA
Molecule: messenger RNA, 864 nt
Organism: Saccharomyces paradoxus
Lineage: Eukaryota; Fungi; Ascomycota; Saccharomycetes; Saccharomycetales; Saccharomycetaceae
Gene: DAN1
Product: Dan1p
Exons: 1
Coding region: 1-864 (287 amino acids)
Biological process (GO): fungal-type cell wall organization
Cellular component (GO): fungal-type cell wall; fungal-type vacuole
Molecular function (GO): structural constituent of cell wall
Source: RefSeq, a predicted model, not a curated record